AUGGACGACAACUUGAAGAAAGAAUACGAGGCAAAAGCCCAGAAAGUGCGAACAGACCUCAAGCAAUGGGAAGCAGACUGGGCAAAGUCACAUGAUGGAAAGAAACCGGGGAGAGACGACAUCAAGAACAAUCCCCCUCCAAAAGCCCAAAAGUAUAAAGACUACAACAAGCUUCGCGAUAUCAUAGCUGGCAAGCUGGCUCCAGACACCACCUCGGCGUCGAAGCAGAAACACGAGAAGCGCAAAUCAGACGCUGCGCCGGCUGGCACCCCCAUGAAGCGAGCGAAACACGCAGAGACUCCCUCGAAGCGCAUGGCGCCUCCAAGCGGCGACGAGUACAUGAACAGCCCGGCCGUCUCUCGAAAGCUAUUCAGCCCAACCCCCAUAACGUCCAUCGGCCCAACGCCGCAGCGAGAUGGCAAAGUCCUUGGCCUCUUCGAUCUGUUGGUGGAGCGGGAGUUCAAGAGCCCGUUAAAAGGAGCGACUCGCCCUGCCAAUGUCCACGCGACGCCUAGUAAGCGUAGAAGCAGCUUGAGCGAUGAUGCUGCGGCCAACCUCGGCCGUACUCCCAGCUCCACGAGCAAACGAAAGCUAUUUUCAACACCUAUGAAGAAGAGAGAUGGGCAGAAUAUGGCGGGCACGCCUUCCUCUGUAUCCAAGCUUCAGUUUGAUACUCCCGCCUUUCUAAAGAGGCACUCUCUGCCGACGCUAGACGAAAACACGACGUUCGAUGCUCCACCGCUCAGAUUACCGCGAAAGCCCCUGGUUCGUGGCUUGAGCGAAAUAGUGGCCAGUCUUCGGAAAGUCGAGGAAGAACAGUUGGACGACGAUCUCGAGGCGUUGCGGGAGGUUGAAGCUGAGGCCGAGGCCGCCUCAGGAGGUCCGCCGCCUCAGCCCCCUGUCAAGUCGCAAAAACCAGAGCCAAAGCAGGACAUACUGGAGCCGGAUAGUCAAGCCAAACAGCUGCCAUUGGGUGGAUUCGACGACGAAGGCAUGUACGACAGCCCUACAGAAGACGCUGUAGACCGCGACGGACGGCCGAUGAAGGUAUUCAAAAAGAAGGGACAGAAGCGAACGACGCGGCGAGUCAACAUGCGGCCGGUGCGAACCAAGCGGCCAGCGAACCUGGCAGAGGAUAAUGAAAGUGAUGAGGACGAGGACGACCAGGCAACGAUUCCAGAUACCCAAGCUCAGAUGGACAAGUCAGACAUCGCAGGCGAGUCUGACGGCGAAUACGAAGACGGACAUGAUACCCCAGGCGCAAAGGCCAAAGCGGAAAAGCCCGCCAAGCCAGAAGGAGUGGUGAAGAAGGCGGCCCGCAAGGUCAACCAGCUGGCGCACGCAAACUUCCACCGGCUGAAGCUGCGGAACCACGGCGCCAAGGGUGGCCCGGCUCAUAACAGCCGGUUCCGAAGGAGGAGAUGA
Trichoderma citrinoviride is the source of this 1425-nucleotide messenger RNA. RefSeq lists its product as hypothetical. Lineage: Eukaryota; Fungi; Ascomycota; Sordariomycetes; Hypocreales; Hypocreaceae. The transcript has 2 exons. The coding region runs from base 1 to 1425 and encodes 474 amino acids. Gene Ontology annotation, molecular function: DNA replication origin binding; single-stranded DNA binding. Gene Ontology annotation, biological process: mitotic DNA replication preinitiation complex assembly; DNA replication initiation; DNA replication. The record is from RefSeq and is a predicted model, not a curated record. Gene Ontology annotation, cellular component: DNA replication preinitiation complex.